Helianthus annuus (common sunflower) is the source of this 1222-nucleotide messenger RNA. RefSeq lists its product as uncharacterized. The transcript is spliced from 6 exons. Bases 65 to 1069 code for a protein of 334 amino acids. Lineage: Eukaryota; Viridiplantae; Streptophyta; Magnoliopsida; Asterales; Asteraceae. The record is from RefSeq and is a predicted model, not a curated record.
GCGUCUCUUUCAAAUCACUCGGAUAUCAUAUCUUUUCCUUUCUCUCUCUCUCUCUAUACAAUCAAUGGAUGUUGCUGUGAUCGACUGGAAAGACUCAAAGUUCGAAAAAGACAUACUGUACGAAGACUUUAACGCUCCUCAAUGGAUUGAUUUCUCCAACGACGACCCUGUUGUUGUUGACGAUGAAGCCUGGUUCUGUAGACCUGAGUGUAAUCAUCCCAAAACGGUGGAAGAUUUCUUUAGUCCUAGAUCCUCCAAGCUUCAAAGAUCUGCAAGUGUUUCUGAGAUCUUGGGUGAUCGAAACAGAAGAGAUGUAGCUCUGAAGAAAAGAGGUUACCCACCAAAGAAAGAUUCAAAAUGUUCAGCACAGGUUCAUGACAGUGAGAAUCAGGACCCAAAUUUCACCACCCCUCCAACUCACAAAUCCAAAUCAUUAAAAGAAAUGAUCAAAUCAAGCUCAGAAAAGAACCCUGUAUCAUCACCAACUGAAGGAACCGCGAGGCCGAGGCUGUUGAAAAGCACAUUGUCAGCACACAAUCUGUUUGCAGGAAGAGAUAUAUUAAACCAGGUAACUGAGUUUUGUAACGAAUUAAAACGACUGGCAACUCGGACAAAGGAGGACAAACAGGAAGUGGGAACCUUGAUGGAGAGUAAGAGUGAGAGGAAGCCAUUGUUGGAGGUAAAGAAAGACAAGUUUGAAGAAAUUCAGAAGCAAGGAAAUGUUAAGGAGAAGCUUACAGGGAAACAAACGAACGCAGAGUUAGAAAACAGCCCGAUUUCAUUAAAUAUGAAAAACAUAAGGGGCAAAGAUGAAGCAAGAGUGUUACAGCAGAUUCGGACGAAUCCUCCAUCGCCUCAAUGCUUUUCAGCUAAUCGUGGAACUACUACAAAAACAACUCCGUCCAAGGCUUUUCGUCCUAGACCUCAGGAGAGAGGGAUGCUUCAAGAGAUAGAAAGCAAAGAAGUGAAAAAGGAAGUCAAAGUCAAAGCCAGUAAUACUACAAUACAGAAUGAAGCAAAAGGGUUGGAUGUCUUCUGGUUUUUCAAGCCCUGCACCCUUUCUAGCUAAACAUAUUUACAAAUAUAAUUGUUUCUUACAUUAUUUUUUAUAUCUUUUAAAUUCAUUGAUUCUUUUUUUUUUAAAUUUGUUUUCUGUACCUAUAAAGACCCCCACAAUGGGUCAAUAAAAAUGUCAAUAUUACAUGGUAUUUUCAUGUGUAUC